CCGCUAUUGUUCGAUACAAGAGGACGUCUGUCCACCCCGCCUCUCGUAACAAAGACGCUUCGACUGCUGCAGCCCUAGCAUAGACUCGCGUAAACGAAAUAUCGAAGGAUCUGCGAGAGAGAGGAUAGGAAGGGUAGAAUAUAUCGAGAGAGGGCUUAGUGCAAAUAUCCUGUUGAAAGACGGGCAAAAUGGGUUUAUUGGCACUGGGGACACCUCUAGAUUGGCCGGAGGCGAAGAAGAAUGCACAUCAGGUACGGGAGUGGGGUGUCAAGCAACUUCUUGCUAUCUGGAAUAAGGCUAAAGGCAAAGAGAGAGAUGCGUUAUUAUGGGGUGACGAGAUCGAAUACUUGGUUGUCAACUACAACAAGGACGAUCCCAAUGUUACGUUAUCUCUACGUCAAGCAGAUAUUCUCCAUGCUCUCGCCCAAGAUGAGGAGCUCUGUGACAAUGGAGGUUGCGUACCGGAUUUGCAGAACGUGAAGAGAGAACAAGGACCUCCACUUCCAAUCUUCCAUCCUGAAUUUGGUCGAUUCAUGCUGGAGGCUACUCCUGGUAAACCAUGGGGAAUUGGAUUUAAAGAUCUCCUAGACGUUGAACCAAACAUGAAACUCAGACGUAAAAUUGCCAAAGAGCAUAUGAAUGCAGAGGAAUAUCCAAUAACAUUAACAACAUAUCCACGAUUAGGGAGUCCUGGUACCUUCACUUCACCAUACUAUCCCCCUUCUGGACCAAGACUAAGGUCCCAAUUUGUGCCCGACGAGAUUGCCAAUCCCCACAUCCGUUUUCCAACUCUAGCAGCAAACAUUCGAUCUCGGAGAGGGCGAAAAGUUCAAGUCAAUGUUCCAGUCUUCAGAGAUGAGAAUACUCCUUGGCCCUGGAAAGACCCCACCGUCAACUAUGAUCUUCAUAAUUGGCCUGAAGAUCAUGACGUUCGAAAUGGAGCUUCACCAGACAAUUUCAUACAUAUGGAUGCAAUGGCAUUUGGUAUGGGAAGCUGCUGCUUACAGAUCACUUUUCAAGCCAAAAACAUAACUGAAGGAAGGAAGAUGUACGACCAGCUCAGCCCAUUGGGGCCAAUUUUACUUGCUUUAACAGCAGCAACCCCGAUUUACAAGGGGUUCUUAGCAGAUACAGACAUCAGGUGGAAUCAGAUCAGCUCUGCUGUGGAUGAUCGAACACCGGAGGAACUUGGAGAAAAGCCUCUCAAAGAGAGUCGUUGGCGAAUGCCCAAAUCACGCUAUGCCCCUAAUUCUACAUACAUCUCGGAAGACUCCAGACUUCGGAAAGAGUAUCUAGACCCCAACUUGGUUAUCGACCCAGAUGUAAAGCAACAGCUUAUGGAUGGUGGCAUGGAUUCUGUCCUCGCCACGCACUUCGCGCAUCUCUUCAUCCGUGACCCCAUCGUCAUCUUCGCUGAAGAUCUACAAGAACUUGACCUCAGCAAAACAGACCACUUCGAGAACCUCCAAUCAACAAACUGGCAGCACAUUCGAUUCAAACCCCCUCCAGCAGGCAACGACAUUGGCUGGCGCGUCGAAUUCCGACCUAUGGAAAUCCAAGUCACGGAUUUCGAGAACGCUGCAUUCUCAGUAUUCAUGGUUCUCAUCACCCGAGCAAUCCUCAGCUUCGACCUUAAUUUCUAUAUCCCCAUCCAAAGGACAGAUGAGAACAUGGAAACCGCCCAUAGGCGAGAUGCCGUCUUAAACGACAAGUUCUACUUCAGAAAAAACCCCUUCCCAACCCGAGCCCCACGACCCUACUCCGCCAACGGCGGCUCCUCGUCAGGAACCAACACACCCGCAACCAUAAGCAGACCACCCACCCCGACCGGCCCCGUCGAAGACGAGUACGAAUUAAUGAGCAUCGACGAAAUCAUGAACGGCAGCCCAUCCUCCUCUUCCAACGACUUCCCCGGCUUGAUCCCCUUGGUAGAAAGCUAUCUCGACAGCAUGAACGUGGACGUCGAGACUCGCUGCGAAUUAGCCGCCUAUUUGGACCUCAUCCGGAAGCGGGCAAACGGCACGCUCUGGACGGCGGCGAAGUGGAUUAGGGAUUUUGUUGCGAAUCAUGGGGAGUAUAAGGGCGAUAGCGUGGUGGGGGAGAAGGUCAAUCAUGAUUUGAUUGGGGCGGUUAUUGCGAUUGAGAGUGAGAAGGGGAUGGGGGUUAGGAACCUGGAUCGGUUUUUGGGGAAGAUGGUUGGGCCUUGUGGUGGUGGUGGGUAGAUGGGGCAUAGAUAGCGUUGCUUUGCAGCCUUGUGGGUGUGUUUAAUGCAUUUUCUAUAUUGCUACGUAGUUUGGGUUUGAGUUGCGGGAAAGUCGUUGCUGUCAAGUCCUAGUUGGAUAGACAGGAAGUUUCUUGAUCGAAGUCGAAAUCAUGAAGUAUACAAGGUGGCAAGUGCUAUAUGAACUUCAACACAUUCCU
Molecule: messenger RNA, 2421 nt
Organism: Mollisia scopiformis
Lineage: Eukaryota; Fungi; Ascomycota; Leotiomycetes; Helotiales; Mollisiaceae
Product: glutamate-cysteine ligase-like protein
Exons: 7
Coding region: 189-2222 (677 amino acids)
Biological process (GO): glutathione biosynthetic process
Cellular component (GO): glutamate-cysteine ligase complex
Molecular function (GO): glutamate-cysteine ligase activity
Source: RefSeq, a predicted model, not a curated record